Messenger RNA from Microstroma glucosiphilum, 2352 nucleotides. RefSeq lists its product as hypothetical. Gene Ontology annotation, molecular function: metal ion binding; protein binding. The coding region runs from base 1 to 2352 and encodes 783 amino acids. The transcript is spliced from 4 exons. Lineage: Eukaryota; Fungi; Basidiomycota; Exobasidiomycetes; Microstromatales; Microstromataceae. The record is from RefSeq and is a predicted model, not a curated record.
AUGGGCGCUCUGGCAAGCAUGGAGGACCGAGAAGGUGAAACUGCGCUUCACAAAGCCGCCUUGUGCGGCAAGCUUCCUGCUCUAUCCUAUUUGCUGUCAGCCUCGCAAGUUGACGUGGAUGUAGUCGACGCUGAUGGAUGGACACCGAUGCACAACGCCUGCUCGAAAGGAUACCUCGACAUCGUCAAGUACCUUGUGGAUACGGCCAAGGCUUCGGUAGAUCUGCAAGGCGGAAGGGGAGGAUGGACACCGCUCAUGAAUGCCGCAUCCAAUGGCCACUUGCCAAUCGUACGCUACCUCACCGCCAGAUGCCAAGUCGAUCCUUAUACUCGCAACGCCAGUGGUGAGACCGCAUUCGACGUGGCUGCAGCCAAAUUCGAAGUCUACAUCUGUCAAGUGCUCGAGGCCUACGAGGUUCAAAGACUGCCCCUUCUCAACGAGCCCAGCACUCCUCGUCCGACUUACAACCCUCUUCUUCUACAUGUCACUGUGCCGGUGAUCGUUCAUCAGAACGAGCGGUUGGAUACUCGUGUGUCCACUCUUGCUGUGCGCGGCGGAAGGCCUCGAUGGAGCGGAACGAAUGCUGGCCGUCCAGGCAAAGCAGAUCGAAGGGCUCCCGGCACGAUGCCAGCCGGGCCUCUGUCUUCAUCAAAGACUCGCGAGAUCCCUAUGCGCAGAGAAGAUGUACAGCUGCCCACCCGGCGAGAACCUUAUAAGCUUCGCCUCCCUCACCGCCGUACACUAGCUCGCCCGGCCGCUGUUCCUUCUCACUUUUGGCUCAGCGAAUGGCAGAUCGACCGUACACACCCGCAAGUCGAUCCCAUCGACGGCUGGCAAUAUGCACAAUCCUUCGAUGCGCCAGAAGAGGCCUGGUCUGCGCAGGUUCCUCCACAGCUCGCCCGUCUACUUGAAGGAAAGGGUUUGGGAGCUGCCUUCACAAGGGCUCUUGCGGGUCAAGGUUCAAGCACAGGCGUUGGUGCUGAUGACGAAGCCUUUCCUACCGACUGGGUGCGCCGUAGAAGAUGGAUCCGCGUCAUGAGGCGGCGUCUAGACAUCGAAUUCGGCGACGGGCUGGAAGCAGCAGAGAUCGAGACUGCUCCGGCCGGGGAAGAUCGCGUCGCCUCUGCUCAACUGUCAGCAGCUCGGCAAGCUCGGUCGGAACUCGACGAGCUUCCCUCGACAGCCAGCUAUCUUGACAGAGCUCGGGCAUUGGCAGGCCGCGAAGAUGGCGAGCAGCUUACUCCGGCAGAUAUGCUGGCCGAUCCUGCCACCAUCCCAAAUCAUAUUGUGCGUCUCGAAAUGGCGAUCGGAGAGCUCAGAUCAAGCGCCUUCGGAGACGAUGACAAGGAACGACAGGUGCAAGCAGAGACACUACUGAAGGAGUAUACAUUGCGAUUGGGACAAUUGAGACAGGCCGCAAGCAGCGAAGACGAUGCAGAGAGUGAAGACGACGACGAAGAGGGCUUCAUUUACCCAAACUCCUUCAAGGAUACCCAAUCUGUCAUCACUCGCAUCGACGGUCCUGCUCCGAGCGCGACAGAAACCGUCACCGGCCUGCGACCGCCAUCGCGACGAGUAGCAGACUUAGCUCGGGCAAGCGAGUUCCGCGUGCCGACGAACGAGACGCCUCAGUCGCACCAGCCAUUCUCUUCAAGACCACACACAGUCUUGCAGCCGACGUCUCUUGCUCCGACCUGGGAGCCGGACGUGAACGCUCCCGUCUGCCGUCUGUGCUCGAAGCGUUUCACCUUCUUCACACGCAAGCAUCACUGCAGACGCUGCGGACGAAUCUUUUGCGCCGAAUGUUCUGCUUAUCGAGCCCAGCUUUCAGCAGACGAGCUGGUGAUCGAUCCUGCUCAGCCUGAGCUUUUCCUCGGGGAGAGCAUGGGCGGGCUGUCUAGAAUUUGCGGAACCUGUGACGCCGAGCGCCAGCUUCCCGAAGCUCUCAGGUCGAGCACAGUACGAGGCAUGGCAGCGAUGGGCAGUCUCAAUCUCGGUGGAGGCUCCACCGCUUCCUCUUCGGCAACCUCUCGUGCUUCGCAGCUCAACGAGUGUCCCGUCUGCAACACAUCGCUUGCGCUGUUGGGUGAUCAGUCUGCGCAGGAGAUGCAUGUGCAGACCUGCCUCGAGACCGGCGGAGCGGGAGGCGCUGCUUCUGUGCAAGCAGGUCGUUACCUCGUGUAUCGACUGCCGGCCGAGUCACCUAUCUUGGGUCGCGAAUGUGUCAUUUGUCUGGAGGAGUUGGACCUUGGCCAGAUGAUUGCAAGGUUGCCCUGCCUUUGCUUCUUCCACCGCAACUGCAUCGACAGUUGGCUAGGCAGGGGCAGGAGCUGUCCCACUCAUGCCAGGUAA